UCAGAACUUCAACCUCGUAAAAUUCACCAUAACAGAAACAGACGCCAGGUUAACUCAGUUAACGCCACUCUCGAAGUCAACAAACUACUAUCGAAGUUAAGACCACACAUUUGUCAAUCAAAAGGUCGUAGGUGUUUGCCUGGUCCCCCAGGCCCUCCAGGUCCUCCUGGACCUAGAGGAGAGAAAGGAGCCCAGGGACGAAGAGGACACAGAGGGAAACCUGGAAACAAAGGAGAUCAAGGCAUCAUGGGAUCACCAGGAAAGAGGGGCAAGCGAGGCAUUAUGGGACCAGUUGGGUCGCCUGGUGUAGCUGGUCCUAAAGGACAAAAAGGAGACAUGGGGCCCGCGGGAUUGCCGGGAUCUAAAGGAGAGCCUGGUGAAUCAAUCUCAGUUCCUACUGUUGCUGUUUCGCUUGCAAAAUUGACUGCAAACGAGACCAGAUCAGCGUCGUUUCAGUGUUCUGUCAAUGGUAAUCCUAAACCUACAGUAGUGUGGAGUAAACUUAACAGUCAAACAAAAAUUAACCAAUCAGCGGUUUUAGGAGACACUUUGCUCUUACAGAACUUGAAAGGAAGUGAUGCAGGUGUGUAUAAAUGUUCAGCGGUAAACAUCUUGGGGCAGGCGCACGCAGUUGGUCGCCUAAUAGUGAAUGGUGAGUUUUUUUUUUUCAUUUUUUAUUGACUAUUAUCUCAGUAUCUUGCAGAAAUUAAUUCUCAGUCAACUAACGAAAAAAGCUCGGAAUUAUAUUUUAUUUUGCAGACCCUCUAAUUAUAUUAAGCAACGUAGGUCAAUACUUUUUUUAGCAAAUUAAAUGUAUCAUGACAGUAUAAUUUCUCGUUUGUUUCACUACCUUAGGAGGUGCUUGCUCCUUUUUUCUAACAUGCUCUGAGAUCAAAAUUAUCCCAAGCCCAAACAUAAAACGAAACAAAGCGAAAGCUCAUAGCGACAACCAAUUGUUUUAUAAAUGCUAAGCUGAAUGGACAGGAGCCUGCUCCUGGAAAACUAAAAAGUUACAUAAUUGUUAAUGCACCAGGCAAUGCAUGCAUGAUUCUUGAUUUUGUAGCUUGCCCACGAAAACAGCAAUAAAUAUAAUAGAAUACUCUAUUGAUAAGAUAACUUCCUGCCUUUCAAUUUUAUUCAGCCUAACAAAAAAUGUUUUCGCGGCGUAACGAUUCCAGAUAUAGGAAUGCGUGACAAGCGCCAUCAUGUGAUAUCAGGUUUGUGUAAGAAGCGAAGACGACUCGAUCGGAUCAAGCGUUGUAAACAGGUACACCAGUAGCAUUAAUGCGUUCGGCUUUAACGGUUUCCUUUCCUAAAUGAUGUUCUAUUGUGUCAAAAGUCACAAAAUGUCUAAAAUACUUGAUACAUUUCAUGAAUUAUUGUGUUCUUGCGGCUUUGUAUGCAUUAAGACCUUCCAUCGUGUAUUGUAAACAGUCAUAACACCCAACGAGAAUAUAGUUCAAAACCACUUAAAUAUAGCAUUGUUAAACGUAUUGUAGCAUUUAGGCAUAAUUUUAUUCCCUAAAAAUCUAUCAUCUGUUCGGAUUUCCUAGCUGAAAGUCUAGUGAUCCGAAAAUUAAAGGGAUCAAAACUUACUUUUUCGAUAAUUUCAGCGAGAAAAAAAGGUUUUCGAAAAUUCUAGGUGACCUUUUUAGGGUAUUGAAUCCGUUAAAAAUGGGCAAUUAUACCAUUUGUUAGAUGUUCGAAAAUCCUAGGAGAGGCAGGCAACAAGAAUUUUACAACAAAUGUUCCGAAAAUUCUAGAUCUGAAAUCGUCUUCCGAACAGAUAUUUUCCAAAAAUUGACGUUGGGUGCCCCUUAUAACAGGAAAUAGGCAUAUUUCGUCGAUCGGCUGUGCUGAUAAAUCGUUAAAAUCACAAUAUAUUUUUAUGUUUCUAUGUUUUUGGACAUUCCCUUUGUUGGUCUAAAAAAACGUUUUCAGUUAGAAGAUGUGGGAAUUUUGUAGCCUGCGAGCAAGCUCUCCUAUUUGGGCAAGCGAAGCGAGCCUCGGCCCCUCGCGGCUUCGCCGCUCGCUCGCGCGUUCUCGCGCGGCUCGCUUCGCUCGUUCAGAUAGGAGAGGUUGCUCGCAGGCUAGGAAUUUUGCACAGUGCUCGAAUGAAAAUAUGCCUUUUUGAGCCCUUUCCCGCCUACGGCAAAGUGGGGGUAAAUCAAAAAAUACUUAGUAGACAUGAGUUGCUUUUGAGAGACCAAAAUUGUGUGCUUUACAUCAUUUAAGGGCCAAUUUAAUCCUAGGAAGUGAAAAAAAUCGUUGAAAGUGUAAAACUUUGAAGUGGUGAACUCGGCAAUAUGCGCUAUUUUUACUCUUUGUCACUGCCAAAAUUUGGCCGCCGGGCGCUGAAGUGAUUUUCUUCCCGAAAACUUUUAUUUUGAAAUAUUUUCAAAAACUAAUGCGGUUUUCAAUUACUUUUGGACUAAGAUAUAUUAAUGAGCAAAGUUUAAAGGAAAUUGUUUUUCCGACCCGAAACGCAGUGGACCGGUUUUAGGGAAACUCCCUCUUAAACAGCCUCAGGAUCAAUAGUUCGUUUUGAAGAAAUCUUUGUUGAUGUUUCAGUUAGCAUUAGCACGUAACAAAAACUGACCGCGGCGGGAAAUGACGUCACUCACUAUUCUUACGAGAAACACGUGUUUAUGCCAAAUCAUUGAUGCUAACCUGUAUUUAAUUGUGAAUUAUGCACUCGAACCUCCACUAAUGUCCUCCCCUCUACAACGGCCACUUUCUUGUCCUGGCGGACAGUUCAUACAACGGCUAAUUUGUUCAAACCUCUCUACAACCGCAACGGCCACUACAGCGCGUAUCCUACUGCCAAAAUAAUCUUGUAACAACGGCCAGCUUUUUCGUCAGUGACAAAAAGUCAAGAAUGGCCACGAAAUCUGUUCCCUAUGGCGAGUAGAUUUUCAAUCUCGGCAAGUCUUGCAAUUCAGUUAAAAUGUAAGUACAAUACUUUUUUGCGCGAACGUUUUGCAGAACAUACCUCAGGCAGAGAGUCAGUUAAGAACGUUUUCAUUUUUUUGUGUUCAUUUGUUUAGUACAGUUAAGCUUUACUUCGGUUAUUUUACAGAUAUUUGACCAUUUAUUUAACGCUAGUGCAAGGAAUCGAAGAAAACUGUUACUUUCGCCAUAGAUAUUCACGUAUAACUGUGGUAAUUGGAAGAUCAUUAAUCACGCCAUACCUUCUAAAGACAAAAAAAAGACCAGCUUAUACCAAAAACCUGACAGUUGUAGCCAACGAACUCAAUCAGUUUUUCUCCAAGGUUGUGAAAAAUUCCGCUGACGCAUCUCGGCAUCUGUCAGAAGAAAAUAACAUUACAAUUCGAGAACUUUCAACCGAUGCGAAUACUAGCUCCACCCCAGAUGAGCUAUUCAAUUUAAGGACAGUGACAUGUGAGGAGGUUCGUCGAGUUUUAGCAUCUCUACCACUGAAUAAAUCACCUGGACCUGAAAAAGUUAGUGCUCGCAUACAAAAAGGACUGCUUGCCUGUCAUACUCGGCCCUUUGACUGAGAUUAUUAAUUGCUCUAUACUUACCAGUACAUUUCCUGCUAAAUGGAAACAGGCCGAGGUAAUACCCAUUGUCAAAGACGGCGAUCAUGAAGAAGCAGCCAAUAACAGACAAUUAUCUCUUCUAGCUGUUGCAUCCAAAGUAUUUGAGAAGAUUAUUUUGAAUCAAUUCAACGCCUUAAGUCCCACCAAAGACGUAAUAAAAAAGCGCACUCUACAGAGACCUUAAAUAUCCAGCUCACGGAUAGUGUACUUGAAACAAUAGACAAAAAGCAGAUCACCACUGUAGUAUUACUAGACCUCUCGAAAGCUUUCGACAGCAUUGACCACGCAAGACUGCUUCACAAACUCUCUAACGUUGGAGCCUCGCCCUCGACUGUCAACUGGUUCAAGAGCUACUUAUCUAGUCGCUACCAAUACUUGAGAAUUGGUUCCACCCACUCGGACACUCUGCCAAUUACCCAUGGCGUUCCUCAAGGAGCGAUUUUAACACUCCUGCUAUUCUGUAUUUAAUGGUCUACCCUUAGCACCUAGCUCUUCUAACCUAGAAUCAUACGUUGAUGAUUCGAAGUUAUUCCUAUCUUUUCCGAUGAUAGAACUGGAUGCAGCUAUUGAUAAGCUGGAACAAGAUCUUCUCAGCGUAGCCCAGUGGUGCUGUGAGAGUCACUUACUCAUAAACCCUGAUAAAACCAAGCUCCUCCUCCUUGGAACCAGACAGAUGUUAAACAGACUACCGCAGAACCUCAGCAUGUCACUUCUCGGCGCGACAUUAAAACCUGUCGCCUCAGCCAAGGACUUGGGAGUCAUUCUAGAUCCUCAAUCGACUUACGACCAUCAUAUUUCAAAGACAGUCUCCUCCUGCUUUUCAAAGCUAUAUCAAAUAAAUAGAGUUAAAGAAAGCGUUGACAAAGAGACACUUAAGCUGUUAAUUUCAUCAUUAGUUUUUAGCAAAAUGCUUUAUUGUUCAACUGUCUGGUCUAAUACUUCAACUCAGAACAUAAACAAAUUACAGCCAAUUCGGAACUUUGCGAGCAAAAUUGUAACGAAUUCUAGGAAAUUUGACCACGUGAUCCCUUUUCUCCGCCAGCUUAACUGGCUUCCUUUCAAACAAUUAUUGUAUUAUAGGGACUCUGUUUUAACUUACAAAUGUUUCAAGAGCCUCGCACCUAAACAUCUGGUAGAUAAACUUACUAAACGCUCCAGCAUCCAUGCUCGCCACACCCGCAAGCGUGAUUUAUUUUAACAAUUAUUCCUCGAGCCGGAAUUGGCUCUGAGUCAAUAGCCCAUGAGCCCGAAGGCCGAAUGGAAUAUUGACUCAGAGGCCGUGAGGGCGUGAGGAAUAAUAGGCCAUUUCCGAGUUCCACAAAGUCUCACUCUCAAAACGAGGCUAAAUGCGAAACCUUUGUUGUGAAAAUGAGUCUUAUUUGCAUCAUAAUUAAAGAUCAUUUUCACAUCAAUGGCUUCGCACUUAGCCUCGCUUUGAAAGUGAGAUUUUUUGGAACUCGGAAAUGGCCUAUUGUUUUAGUAAAAUCCAACCAGUUGGUCAAAAAAAUCGAGAACAAAACAACUUUUAGCUAGUUAAAGCUAGACUUUAAUCCUUUUUUGCCGCCAAAAAGCCCGCGCUUUUCGCUACUAGUGGGCUAUAACAUAUAGCGUAGUAGUAGCUCAACCAAUCAGAAUGCAGCAUUGAUAAUAGACCAUUAGUUGGAUUUUACUAAAUACAUAUACCAUUGUAUAGAACUGCUUCUGGCCAACGCACUUUCGCAUAUAAAGGACCUAGUAUUUGGAACAAUUUAGAUAAUGACAUAAAGCAAUGCGUUUCCAUGCAGUCUUUCAAGCAAGCUAUAAAAGGGCAACUUUUAGAGCAAGUCUUUUCAUUGGUGUCUUUUUUUUAAAAUUACGAAUUCUUAUUUUCUUAUAUUUAUUAUUUAUAACUUAAGCAGUUUAGUAUUUAAUGUAUUCAUGUCAUCGUAAAUAGUGUCUAAAAAACCUUUUGAGAAUGAUUCUAUUGAAGUCCUUUUCUAUUCUAAUCACGUGAAAUUCGUUUUGCAGUUCGUCCUUCCAUAUCUCUUAAUCCGGGACCAGUUUACGUCGUUGAAGGAAGUAAUGCAACUCUACCAGUUUGUCACGUGACUGGCUAUCCUACGCCACUGGUCACAUGGAGUAAGUCAUUUGGUCAGCUACCCCAGGGGAGGGUACACAGAAACAAUAGCGUCAUGAAACUGUUCGGAGUUCGUAAGGUUGAUUCUGAUAACUACCUCUGCACUGCAACUAACUUGUUAGGAAGUGUGGUCAAACGAACUGUUUUAGUUGUGAUCUCCCUUCCUCAGUUUACUGUAAAGCCACCGUCAAAGGUUACUGUGUUGAUUGGCGAAACGUUAACUUUGAACUGCAGCGCUACUGGCGAUCCUGAACCAGCCAUGAACUGGAAGAAACAAGAAGCACAACUUCCAGUUGGUCGGAGCCAGCAGAUUAACGGUGGGUUAUUUAUCAGGAACAUUAAAAAGGAAGAUGCUGGGAAUUACAUUUGUGCUGCAACGAUUGCAGGGGUAUUUGACGUAGAAACUGUCACCACUAUUGAUGUUCUGCCUUCUAAACAAGGUAAACAAGGAAUCCGUUUAUUACGAGAGAGGAUGAAUCCUAAGAGGAGGGUGUGUUGGCCAGGUUAAUUCUAGGACGUACGACCAAACUUGGUGAAAACCGGGAGGGGGGAGUGGCACAUCCCCUGGUCUCUUGAAACAGUUACUGAAGAGAGGUGGUUGUUUCUGAACGAUAAAAAAUUGAAUAGAAAUCUGUGAGAAAAACCUCGUGGGGGUGGAAUCCAUCCCGUUGGAGUCCGUUUUUAGGCGGAAUCAUUUUAAGAAAUAUCCACCUAAAAAUCCACCACUGCAUUCAAUAAUAAUUAACAUUGACGUAUUGUUAUGUCGGGUGAGAGAGGCGGGCCAUAACGUUUAUUCUAGGGUUUUCACUGAUAGUGAUCUUGCUUUAAUAAGGGUAGAAUUCAGGUAAUUAAAUCAGAAGCUAUUCUUGAGUGAAUAAUUCUUAAGGAGCCUCUUAAUAUUUGCUCCUAAUUUGUAGUAGAAAGCAAAGGCCAUGAUGGGACAUUAUGGCUCUUGGUGGAAGGUUAUUCAACGUUUCCGUACUGCGCUUGUGAACGUUCUACCCAUUAUGUGCUUUUGUUUUCUUUCUUAAAGCUGAGAUUUCUAGGUAACUGACCACCUACCCCUCCCCUAAGUCACAAUUUUGCCCUUAGAGAGAAGUAAGUGUCAAUGUUGGCUUAGGGGAGGGGUAGGUGGACAGUUACCCAGAAGCCUCAAUUGAUCCCUUAAAUUAGUAAAAUAAAUGAUGUACUAGCCUGAGAGCGAGAAGGCCUCAAAAGCUCCCCUCGGUCUGAAUAAAUAGGGCUAAUACGUACUUGAUACUUUGUUCUUGAUAAAGCAUUUCAUAUUUUUCCCCCAAGAUUGUUCUGAUUUGCUGAAGUCAGGCCAUACUCAGAAUGGAGUUUACUCCAUAAAUCCUGAUGGAAGAGGAUCCUUUAAUGUAUAUUGUGACAUGCGCACUGAUGGUGGAGGAUGGACCGUUUUCCAGAGAAGACAAGAUGGCUCGGUAGACUUUUAUCGCGGCUGGAACGAUUACAAAUCGGGCUUUGGUCCGCUGACGGCUGAUUUCUGGUUAGGAAACGACAGGAUCCACAGGUUGACGGCCGCUAGACCCAGUGCUCUGCGAGUGGAGCUAGAGGACUGGAACGGAGUAAGAGUAUACGCCAAAUAUGGCAAGUUUAAAGUUGGUGAUGAGCAGGCGAAAUAUCGACUUGAAGUGGGUUCAUAUUCAGGGACAGCAGGAGAUUCGAUUGUACAGCAUAAUAACAUGGCAUUUAGCACCAAAGACAGAGAUAAUGACAUCUGGAGUAGUAACUGUGCUGUGACGUACACUGGUGCCUGGUGGUACGAGUCUUGCCACUCAUCCAAUCUAAACGGAAAAUACCUUGGAAGAAAAUAUGAUUACAGAGGAGCCUGUUGGAGUGGCUUCAGAGGUGCUUUUUCACUUAAAUUUACUGAAAUGAAACUUAGGCCGUCAUCUUAG
This is a messenger RNA of Porites evermanni, 7601 nucleotides long. Lineage: Eukaryota; Metazoa; Cnidaria; Anthozoa; Scleractinia; Poritidae. The record is from the annotation of a GenBank genome assembly.